Molecule: messenger RNA, 3988 nt
Organism: Pantherophis guttatus
Lineage: Eukaryota; Metazoa; Chordata; Lepidosauria; Squamata; Colubridae
Gene: ILDR2
Product: immunoglobulin like domain containing receptor 2
Biological process (GO): pancreas development
Cellular component (GO): membrane
Source: RefSeq, a predicted model, not a curated record
AUCUAUAGAAUUUUAACAGGUUGUGCCUGAUAAUUACACUUACCUGUUACAAAUGGCAUCUCCACUAGCAACUUAUAGUGUUUUCUACAGUCAUUCAAUCAGUGUUAUGCCAAAAUAAUAGUAUGGAGGGCAGUUUUCAGCAACAGCUGGGAGAUGCUAUGAAGACAUUAUAAAUCACUUGGAAAGAAACGAUCACAGUAUUUUCAUUGCUUACCUUCUUCCCUCUCUCUUAUUGAUGCAAAUACAACUUUCUGUAGAUAAAUGCUCCCUUUUCAGUUUCAUUCUACAGUGUUGUAAAAUUAUGAGAUGAAAAUCAUGCAACUUUAUUUAAACAUUAGUCUCUUCUUUUAAUUUUCACUCAUGCCUUUUUAGAUACGGUUGGUCUUUUUAUGCAGGCUGAUUGACCCGAAGAAUUUCCAGUGAUGAACUCUUUCUGUUCCUGGACAGUUUCAAUGGACUGCCAUGUGAUUUAGAAACUCUUGUAGUCUAAGAAUGAUGUCAGGGGAGGUGAUGUUUGAAAACAUGAUAAGAUUUAAGCUUAUUUUCAAUCUGGAUUUGGUUUGAGUAAAAUAAUUGGCUAACUGUGAUUUGUUUCCCCUGCCCAAGAUUGGUAAAUAAAGCAAGAGAGAAUAGAAUUAUUAGAAUAGAACGUUGCAUGCUUUUGUUUCCCCCUAGCAGAAUGGUAGCUCCCAUUCAGAACUCUGUCUUUUCACACACUGAGUUGUGUGGUGGAAGACCUGCAGAUAACGGAAAGAACUCUUCUACGUGCCACUUCACAGUAUUCAAAACAAGGAGCUUUAUUUACUUUCUGGCUCUGCUUCCUUCCCUGCUGUUCUUCUGCCUGGACAGACUACAAGAUGGACAGGGUCUUACUGGGCUGGACCACUUUCUUGUGGAUGACAGUGUGAAGAAGUGAUUAGAGGCAGGGGUCAUGCAAUGCCCAGUUGCUGACACAGGGAUAAUGAUGGCAUCCUGCUGUGACUGAAACAGUGCAUGUUAUGGUGCCUGACAAGAAACAGGUAGCAAUGCUCUUUCAACCAAUUGUGCUUCGAUGCCACUUUUCAACUUCUUCCACACAACCAGCGGUGGUGCAAUGGAAAUUCAAAUCCUAUUGCCAAGAUCGCAUGGGAGAAGCUCUGGGAGUUGUCUCUGCAGGGAUCCAAGCAAUAAACAAGAGGAACUUGGAAUGGGAUCCGUACUUGGACUGUGUGGAUAGCAGGAGAACAGUUCGCAUUGUGGCAUCCAAACAGGGCUCGGUGGUCACGAUGGGAGAGUUCUACAAAGGAAGAGAUAUCUCCAUUCUCCAUGAUGCAGACCUCCACAUUGGAAAAUUGAUGUGGGGAGACAGUGGAUUGUAUUACUGCCUUGUCAUCACACCUGAUGAUGUAGAAGGCAAGAAUGAGGAAUCAGUGGAGCUACUUGUUUUGGGCAGGACAGGGAUGCUUGCUGGUCUCUUACCCAGUUUUGCUGUGGAUAUUAUGUCAGAAUGGAUGUUUGUAGGCUUGGUGAUCCUCGGGUUUUUCCUUUUCUUUCUCCUAGUCGGCAUUUGCUGGUGCCAAUGCUGUCCUCAUAACUGCUGCUGUUACAUUCGUUGCCCUUGCUGUCCAGAUACCUGCUGUUGUCCACGAGCAUUGUAUGAAGCUGGAAAAGCUGCAAAAGCUAGAUAUCCUCCAGCAGUCACAUCAAUCCCAGGUCCAUACUGUAUCCCUACUGUUUUGGGUAGUGGCGUCCCAUCUCAUGCUGUCCUUGUCGAGAAGUCACAUCUACCUCCCUUGGCACCAAGUGAAUCUGGUGCAGGAACACAAAGUGUGCACAAGGGUUACCGAAUACAAACUGAUAAAGACAGAGAUUCUAUGAAGGUGCUAUACUAUGUUGAGAAAGAAUUGGCCCAGUUUGAUCCAGCCAGAAGGAUGCGAGAGAGAUACAGUAACACCAUCUCAGAGCUCAGUUCUUUACACGACGGGGGUCCCAACUUCCGCCAAUCUUACCGUCAAGUGUGCAGAAAAGCACUUCCUCCUUCAGGAGAUAUGGGUGGUGAUGCUGAGUACUGGACAGGGGUUGUUAGUGGAAGUGGUACAUCCAGGCCACAAACACGUUCUGAUUACAGGGAAGACAGAGGAAGCUUCAGAAUGAGCCAGCAGAGAUCAAAGUCAGAAAUGCUUUCAAGAAAGAAUUUUUCUUUCGGAGUGCCAGCUGUCUCCAUGGAUGAAUUAGCAGCCUUUGCUGAAUCUUACAGUCAACAGGUCCAUCGGGCUGAGGCGAGUCAGGAGCCACGACACUUUGAGAGAACAGGAUCAAGGGUGGGACCAAUACAACAUCUGGAGAAUUCAGAUAAUUUUUAUAGUAAAUGCAGGGGAGGAAACCGUGAACCAGUAACAGACUCAGACCGGGGUUGGAGAUACAGUCCACCUAGGAGACGUAUGCAUGAAGAGAAACACCUGCCUAGGCUAGUGUGUCGGACACCUGGAGGAAGUCAGAAGUAUGACCACUCCUACCUCACUAGCGCCCUCGAAAGGAAAUCACGAAGCUAUGAUGAGAAUGGUGAACAUAGUGAGUCGCCUUCAAAGCUCAGCUCACAAUCCAGUCAAAGGGGAGGAUCUUACUAUGCUUGGUCACCACCAUCAACUUAUAAAGCAGAACAGCAGCAGCAACAACCUCCACAACAAGAGGAAGGAGAAGAUACUCUGCCACCUUACAGCGAGAGGGAAUUGAAUCGGGGUUCUUCAUACAAAAACAGAGAACAACCUAACUUCAAUUCAUCAGAGAAGAAGAGGAAAAAAGAGCCCCCCCAAAACAAAUGAAUUCCCGACAAGGAUGUCCCUUGUGGUUUGAUGUUACUAUAGAAGAGUUGUCUUAAUGGACUGGGAAAGCAAGCAAAGUCAUGAAGUCUUAAAGAAAUAAAUGCUUUCAUAGGGUACAUUCAAAGAUUUGUAUGUUUCAUCUUGUGAACUGAGAUCUUAUAUCAUAGUCAGUGUUAGCAGCUGAUCUCAUGCAAUUGAUGGACUAACCCUUUGGAAAGGAACAGCUCACUUGACCAGGAAAUGAAACACAAAGUUUCUUUUGGCAAGUUUAUCCUCGGAUUUCUUUCUGCAAAGGUGCUGCCUUUAUAUUCUAUCUUGAGCCCUCUCUGGAACAUUUGCAGUUUUAGAGAAGCAACUUUAAUGUACAGUAGAAUUUUUGUCUUCUGAUAUGGCAGACUUUCCACAUGCACUGGAUCUUAUGUUUCACAGAAAACAUUGCCACAGGUUCAGGGAGUUUGCCCCAUUUCUCUGCUGAAUCACAUUCAGACAGAAAUAGAGACUCCAAAUAAAUACUUAGUGAUUGUUGUAAUUUAAGAAAUAUUUUUCAAGAACAUCUGGAAAAAGGAAUCUUCAUCCUUUUGGAAAUGUCCUGAAACAGAGAUGUGGAGCAUUGGACUAUGAAGGACAAAGCAACAAUGUAUGACAUCUGAAGUUCAUUAUUGUUUUUUAAUGUCCUGUUCAUUCAGUAAUGGGAGAUGCCAGUGAGAUUAAUGUUUUAUUUUGAAAGUGAAACUCAAUAUAUUUUGCUGUAAUGAAAAUGUUCCAUGUUAUUUUGCUAUUGUCUGAUAUGAUGUAUCAGCAUUGCCUUACAGAUAAAGUAUAGCCAUAAAAGGCUUCAGCUGGGGUUACUGAAUGGUCCUAUCUUAAGAUGAGCUCAAGUUGAGGUUCUGCUGACAAAACUCUUUGGACAAUUAUCAUUGUUUUAGAAAACCAAUUGGGAGGAAACACUACAACUAGAAAGAAUAAAAUGAGAUGCAAAGAAAAUGCGUACACACAUACAGGAAUACAUACAUACAGAGAGAAAGUGAAAACAAAGAAUAUAUCUAUGUAAAUCUCUUUCUCUCUCUCCAGUUUUUAUACUUAUACAUAGAUCAGUAUUACUUUGUGAUUGUUAUUACUGGUUGAGAGUAUUCAAAAAGCAAUAGAAAAAAAAUCCUAAAAAUAAAAAAAAUGUUGGAUAAACAUGA